Molecule: messenger RNA, 1141 nt
Organism: Hippocampus comes (tiger tail seahorse)
Lineage: Eukaryota; Metazoa; Chordata; Actinopteri; Syngnathiformes; Syngnathidae
Source: the annotation of a RefSeq genome assembly
AUGGCCAACCUUCGAAAAACUCACCCCAUUCUCAAAAUUGCCAACGAUGCCCUUGUAGACCUACCUGCACCAUCAAAUAUUUCUGUAUGAUGAAAUUUUGGGUCCUUAUUAGGACUAUGCUUGGGCGCUCAAAUCCUCACAGGAUUAUUUUUAGCAAUGCAUUACACCUCAGAUAUUGCAACCGCAUUUUCUUCAGUAACACAUAUCUGCCGAGACGUUAACUACGGUUGAUUAAUUCGCAAUAUACAUGCUAAUGGAGCAUCAUUCUUUUUCAUUUGUAUUUAUUUACACAUCGCACGAGGGCUUUAUUACGGAUCAUACUUAUAUAAAGAAACUUGAAACGUUGGAGUUGUACUAUUACUUCUUGUAAUAGCCACUGCAUUCGUAGGAUAUGUGUUACCUUGAGGACAAAUAUCCUUCUGAGGAGCCACAGUUAUUACCAACCUAAUAUCUGCCGUACCAUAUAUCGGCAAUGAUUUAGUCCAAUGAGUAUGAGGAGGGUUUUCCGUAGAUAAUGCUACCUUAACCCGAUUUUUCGCAUUCCACUUUUUACUCCCAUUUAUUGUAGCAGCCGCAUCAAUAGUUCACUUACUAUUCCUCCAUGAAACAGGCUCAAAUAACCCUGCAGGUAUUAACUCCGAUGCAGAUAAAAUCUCCUUCCACCCUUAUUUCUCAUAUAAAGACUUACUAGGAUUUGCCGCCCUCCUUAUUGCCCUUACAUCGAUUGCCUUAUUUACCCCAAACAUCUUAGGGGAUCCUGACAAUUUCACACCAGCCAACCCACUAGUAACUCCGCCUCAUAUUAAACCCGAAUGAUAUUUCCUAUUCGCCUAUGCUAUCCUUCGAUCAAUUCCAAACAAACUAGGAGGUGUACUAGCCUUAUUAUUCUCAAUUUUAGUAUUAAUACUAGUUCCAAUUCUUCAUACAUCCAAACAACGAGGACUCACCUUCCGACCCUUUGGCCAACUUAUAUUCUGAGCAUUAGUUGCAGAUAUAAUCAUCUUAACAUGGAUUGGGGGAAUGCCUGUAGAACCCCCCUACAUUCUAAUCGGCCAACUAGCGUCUGUUAUCUACUUCCUUAUCUUUUUAGCAGCUUUACCUUUAUCAGGUUGAGCAGAAAAUAAAGUUCUUAAAUGAAAUU